Messenger RNA from Letharia columbiana, 438 nucleotides. RefSeq lists its product as uncharacterized. The record is from RefSeq and is a predicted model, not a curated record. Lineage: Eukaryota; Fungi; Ascomycota; Lecanoromycetes; Lecanorales; Parmeliaceae. Bases 1 to 438 code for a protein of 145 amino acids. The transcript has 2 exons.
AUGCGGCCGAAGUUGCUUACGAAUAGAGGAAGCGCAUUACGAACACUUGCCAUUGUUGAUACUGCCGUCUACCAAUUCUCUUCUCGCAAGCCAUAUUCUCGUGUGACUUCCCUACGCUCUCACACGCACACCUGGACCAUGGCUUCUCAAAAUACACCCCUGGCUGAUUUGGAAGCUGCACAUCUGCCUCCUCCUUCAAGUACUAGCUCCCUCUCCAGACCGCCGUCCUACAUGGAACAAGACAUGGCCGAACCUCUGCCCACUUACAAAGACGUCGCUCUAGGGAAGAUCCAGCAACAGCGACUUAGAUUGCCGAAACCACGUUCGAGGCGCGCUCAAGUCUCCAUUGCCACUUGCUUCGCCGUCCUCUGCAUCGGUCUAGUUGUCAUUCCUCUCGCGCUCACGCAUGGACAUCUAGACACCAACGGCGAUGAAUAG